UCGCUCUUGAGCAGCGCUUAUCCUUCCUGGCCAAAGGAGCGAAGAAAAGGGGGAAAAUCUGAAUAGAGGGGCGACCGCUGCUCGCCGGGAAUGAUAGCCUGAGCUAAGUCACGGCUUGGCGUCCGCGUAGCUGCUGCUUCUCCCGUAAACGAGGAGGAAAGCCGUAGGAGACUUGUCGGCGCGCGCACGCGCGCCCAAUUAUCCCACGGGUGCGAGCGAGAGAGAGAGGGCGAGGCACGCACACUUUUCCUGAGCGCACACCGGGUUUACGUUUACCCUGUCGUCGUCGUGUGCUGUGAGAGCGAGCAGCGUCGGUGGGCGUAAAAUGGCGGACGGUGACAUUGAUCUCUACGCCGACGAUCUCGAACAGGAUUUUGCGCAGGUACAAGGUGAAUUUGCUGGAGAUGGCGUUGAUUUAUACGAUGAUGUAAUUGCAGCCGCACCUGGCAAUAAUGAGCGCGGUACCUCAGAAAGUAGCGAGCGAGGGGAUAGAGAUAGGGAAACUUCGAACGAAGAGACUAAUGGUAAUGCCCCCUAUCACCAGCUUGGGAAUAAUAUACAGCCAAAUCAAAUUGGUAGAAGACAUCAACUUUACGUCGGCAACUUGACUUGGUGGACGAGCGAUCAAGAUAUAGCCGAUGCUGUUGGAAAUGUUGGUGUACCAGAUUUUAUUGAAGUCAAGUUUUUCGAAAAUCGUGCCAACGGUAGAUCGAAAGGCUUUUGUGUCAUCUCGUUAGGAUCUGAACAAAGCAUGAGAAUAUGUAUGGAAAGAUUACCCAAAAAAGAACUUCAUGGACAGAAUCCAGUUGUAACAUAUCCGAGUAAACAGGCGCUUAACCAGUUUGAAUCACAAUGCAAAUCACGACCAACGCCUUCUCCGCAACAAAGUCAAAGUCAAAGACCACACAAUUCGCAUCAGCAUCAACAGUCGAUGCCAUCUCAUCAACAUCCUCCACACUCUCAACAUCCACAGCACUCUCAACAGAAUCAUGGCCCAAGAAUGAUGAUGGGUCCUCCUCAAGGACAAAUGCGACCUGGUCAAAGACUUCCACCCGGAGGAGGGCCACCAGGUAUGGGACCCGGACCAGGAGGACCACCUCAACAGGGUCCUCCACGCAUGCAUGGUUCGCCUAUGGGUCCAGGACCAGGUUCUCAUCAUCCGCUUCAGGGGCAUCCUAAUCAAGGUCCUCCUCCACCUGGCUAUGGCCAACAAGGGCCAUGGAAUGGGCCUAGACCUAACGGGCCACCAGGACCGCCACGAGGACCAUCAGGACCCGGAGGACCCCCACCACCACAGCAAGGACCUCCCGGACCUGGCCCUGGUCAAGGCAGACCACCUGGGAUGCAAUACGGGCCUCAUGGAGGACCUCCCGGGCCACCUGGUCAAGGUAUACCGCGUGGGCCACCGGGUCAUCCGGGUGGACCACCCGGAGGUGAUCCUCGGGGAGCUCCACCACGCCCUGAAUGGAAUCGUCCACCAGGAAUGUUGCCAGGCCCGGGAGGACCACCGCCGGGUCACGGAGGUCCUCCGCAAGGACCGCCUCAGGGACCUCCUGGCGGACCCGCUCCUCACGUGAAUCCCGCAUUCUUUCCACAAGGUCCCCCACACCAGCAUCCCGGACAACAUCCGGGGGGCCCGCCACCCGGACCCCCUGGGCCGCCUCACGGGCCGCCUCACGGUCCCCACGGCCCACCCCACGGGCCACCCCACGGACAGCCCCACGGGCCGCCCCAUGGGCCACCCCACGCUCCUCCACACGGAUACGGACCACCAGCUGCACAGCCACCCUACGGAGGCCCAGGACCUGACCAUCGCGCAGAUGGGCCACCGCCACUUUCAGAACAGGAAAUCGAAGAAAUAAUGGGUCGCAACAGAACCGUUUCCUCAUCGGCCAUUGCACGCGCGGUAUCCGAUGCAGCUGCAGGCGAAUACGCAAGUGCUAUUGAAACUUUGGUGACUGCGAUAUCUUUGAUAAAGCAGUCCAAAGUGGCAGCUGACGAUCGUUGUAAAAUAUUGAUCAGUUCUCUCCAGGAUACAUUGAGGGGUGUGGAAACAAAAAGCUAUGGCUCUGGACGCAGAGAGCGAUCCCGGUCGCGGGACAGAGACCGCAGCCACAGGAGGCGACGCGAGAGGUCGAGGAGCCGUGACCGCGAGUAUCGCGAGAGGAGCCGCGAGCGUGACAGAGACCGGGACAGAGAGCGUGACCGUGAGCGCGACAGAGAUCGCGACCGCGAGCGCGAGCGCUACUACAGCGAGCCGUACGCGAGGGAGCGAUCGCGCAGCAGGGAGCGCGACAGGGAGCGAGACCGCGAGUACCGGGAACGGAGCAGAGAAGAAAGUACAACACGUCAGUCCACCAGGCCAAGAGUAAAGGAAGAGCCGCCCGAAGCGGCACCUGUCUCAUCUUCCAAGACAUCUAGGUAUUAUGACGAACGCUACAGAGAACGUGAACGCGAGAGAGAACGAGAUGGAACGAGUCGAAGACCAGCGGAACGAGAAAGAGAACCGGAGCGUGAACGAGAACGGGAGAGGGAUCGUCGCGACGAAAGGGCCGACUCGUCUCAUCGUUCCCGACACUGAACUGCCAUCCCAACGUCGACAUAGACAACACAUUGACAAGCAAGCAACAACAAUAAAGAAGAAAAUAUAAAACUAAACAAAACAAAACUUAAUUAAAAGACAGAAAGCUCUAAGCAAGUGACUUUCGAUGUACUCCAAUCAAUUAAAGAAUAUUAUACAACAACCAAAGGAAGAAAUAA
Messenger RNA from Ceratosolen solmsi marchali, 2760 nucleotides. RefSeq names its product cleavage and polyadenylation specificity factor subunit 6 (gene Cpsf6). The record is from RefSeq and is a predicted model, not a curated record. The transcript has 10 exons. Gene Ontology annotation, molecular function: RNA binding. The coding region runs from base 326 to 2581 and encodes 751 amino acids. Lineage: Eukaryota; Metazoa; Arthropoda; Insecta; Hymenoptera; Agaonidae.